This is a messenger RNA of Microplitis demolitor, 1596 nucleotides long. RefSeq lists its product as uncharacterized. The record is from RefSeq and is a predicted model, not a curated record. Lineage: Eukaryota; Metazoa; Arthropoda; Insecta; Hymenoptera; Braconidae. Bases 445 to 1587 code for a protein of 380 amino acids. The transcript has 7 exons.
AGGCUCUGGUUGGAACUAUUCGUCAGUAUCUCUCGUGAUUUCGAAGAGCGAGCAGCCAAGAAAAAGGAUCGAGGCAUUAAAUACGAACUGCUCGCGUGACUCUUGCCAUUCCUUUUUUUAUUAUUUUUCUUCCCCUCUAUAUCUUCUUUUUCUUCUCCCUCUUCUUCUACUUUUUCUUCUUCUUCAUUUUGUUUAAUUUUUUUUAUAACAUACAACCCAAGUUACCUCAGGAUUACCAAGUACACAAUACAUUGUAAUAAAAUAUAUACCUAUAUAUAUAUAGUUACUUCUGCGCGCGCACUUUGACGACCGAUCGCGAACCACGAGUGUGACGGGCUGUGUUUACUUUUGCAUAAAUGAGACAAUAGCUUCAGGAUAAAUUUAUAAUUUUUUUUUUUUUUUUUUUUUUUUUUUUAUAUUUAUUUAUUUAGUUAAUUGUGAAUAAUGGGUGCCAAGUGUAUUUAUCUGGUUCUAUUGUGUGUCACUACAACCCUAGCAAAUGUGCAAAGUAAAGUCCGAUGCUCAAAAGAUAUGAUGGAAGUUGAUAUCGUGCGCAGCAGUCCUCAAGCUAAAAUUUAUCUGCAGCAGCUUGAAAAUUACCCAGAUGAAGCGUGCAAGCCAGUUUUUCACAAAGGCGUAGCAACAUUUCGACUGUCCUUAGCCGAACAAAACAUGUCACGCUGUGGAAUCGUCAGAGUCGUUAACAAAAUGACGGGACAAAAAGUUUACUAUCAUCGGAUUAUCGUCGAGGAGCCCGCGGAUUUGAGCAAACAUGGAUUCACUGUUAAAUGCAUCGUCACGGAGGUUGAACUGCAGUCGAAAAUAUCAAGCAUCGGUCAUGAUGUUGUCAGAAGAAGUGUUUUGCCUGCUGGGUUUCAAGAGGACGACACCGUUGAUAUACAGGCGGAAAUAGCGGGAAUGGCGCCCAUCCCGAUGCUCAGCGUCGGAGUUCGUCAAGGGGGCAAACUAGUCACAGGGGAAUUAAACGUCAGCCCUGGCACGCCGUUGCAGAUGGAAAUAUUUCUCAAUUCUGAGUCAGCACCUGUUUAUGGACUUCUUGUCACUUAUAUGCAAGUCACCGACACUAAAACUGCUGAGGAGACCAUAAUUUUCAAUGGGUGUUCCGUCGAUCCCUACUUGUUCGAAAACUUCAACACUGUAGACGGCGAUUUCCUAACCGCGAAAUUCCGCGCCUUCAAAUUCCCCGAGAGCACAUACGUCCAGUUCCGCGGAACCGUCAACGUUUGUCUAGACAAAUGUCAAGGCGUCGAGUGCAGCAACGGCCAGGUCGGUUUCGGACGGAAAAAACGCGCGAUUUCAAUGUCCGGUAACCAGAACAAUGUCUUCGAAGUCACCAUGUCCACAUUCAUUAAAGUCGACUACGACAGUGAAAUUCCAGAUGCCACCCUGUCCCAGUUCAUAAGACCCGGGAAGAACAGAACCUUCGAGCGAUCGGUCAUCGGUGAACAAGUCCAAGAGCAAUUUAUGUACAAGUGGUCAGAAUCCUCCAGCUCAUCACACUGCCCAUUAAAUAUUUUUAUUCUCUUGUCAUUGGUCUUAUCUUCAUUCCUCUCGUCGUUCUUCUGAACUUUAAUU